Molecule: messenger RNA, 5456 nt
Organism: Notothenia coriiceps (black rockcod)
Lineage: Eukaryota; Metazoa; Chordata; Actinopteri; Perciformes; Nototheniidae
Product: collagen alpha-1(XIX) chain
Exons: 37
Coding region: 107-2077 (656 amino acids)
Source: RefSeq, a predicted model, not a curated record
GAGAGGAAAGAGUGGGGAACCUGGAGUCAGAGGCCUGCCUGCUCCCCUAGGAACCCCGGAAGGAGCAAGUGUCAAGGGUCAGAUAGAUGCUCAGGGGGCCGGAGAGAUGAAAGGACAAAAGGGUGAAGUUGGCCUUCCUGGUCCGCCUGGUCCUGUGAUGACAGCUCACGGAUUAAGACUGCUCUCUGCAACUGAUGAAAUGAAGGAGGAGAAAAAGGAAAAGGGGGAUCAGGGGGAGAGAGGAGCUCAAGGGCCACAAGGCUUCAAGGGAAACGUCGGUCCACCGGGAUUGAAAGGAGACCAGGGGCCAGAGGGCAAGCAAGGCCUGUCUGGACUCCCAGGACUCCCGGGCGAGGCAGGCUCGUCAGGGGAGUCCGGGGUGUCUGGUAAAGAUGGCCUGAAAGGAGAAAAGGGGGACUCUGGUGCAGUGAUGGGGCUUCCAGGCCCUAAGGGGGAGCCUGGAGGAGGGUAUAUGGGCGAUGGGUUGUCUCUAAGCAGAGGGUCUCGCGGGCCCAAGGGUGAGAGAGGUGUCCCAGGAUUGUCCGGAGAACAUGGAGACAAAGGCGAACCUGGAGAGACUAUCAUAGGUUCACCUGGCCUCAUGGGAUCUUCUGGAAAGCCGGGAAUUGAGGGCCUUCGUGGACUCCAAGGUUUAUCUGGCCUUCCUGGAGUUCCAGGCAGAGAGGGCUCCCCUGGUAGGCCAGGCCCCCCCGGCCCUGCUGGACCCCCAGGUGAACCAACUGCCCUGCCAAUUGUUGGAGACAUGGGAGCAUUACUCAAGAAUGCCUGCAGUGUGUGCCAGACGAGAGUCCCAGGGCUUCCUGGGCAGAAGGGAGAGAAGGGGUCCAACGGAGCGCAUGGAGUAGAAGGCUUGGUGGGAGAAAAGGGGGAUCCUGGUGUAAGAGGUCCCAUGGGUAACCCUGGGAAAGAAGGCCCAAAGGGAGUGAAAGGAGAGAGAGGGUUCGCAGGCCCCACCGGAGAUAAAGGUGAUGAGGGGCUUUCAGGAGCUCCAGGACUUCCUGGAGUGACCGGUCGAACAGGGUCUCAGGGGCUUAUGGGUAGACCUGGGCCAUUGGGGCCACACGGUGGAAAAGGGGAAAGAGGAAAUGACGGAGUCCAGGGCAUGCCAGGGCUUCCAGGGCCACCGGGUGUACCUUAUGUGGAGGGCAAUGGGAUGAGCAGUCUGUACAAGCUGCAGAGCGGUGGAGCUAUGCUGGGACCCCCUGGAGCUCCUGGUGCUCUGGGUCCUAGAGGAGAUGACGGAGUUGCAGGGGAACCAGGGGCCAUGGGAUUACCCGGGCUUGAAGGGCUACCCGGUGCCAAGGGCGAUAUUGGUUUGCCUGGUUCGUCUGGAAUGAUAGGUCCUACAGGGAAGCCCGGCACUGAUGGAGAGCGAGGGAUCCCAGGAGACUCGGGUGAGAGGGGGCCGCUCGGAGAGACAGGAUUCCCAGGGCCCGAGGGACCCCAAGGUGUUCCUGGGAGACCUGGAAAAGAUGGAACUCAUGGAGAAAAGGGAGUUACAGGUACAUCAGGAGACAGAGGAUCCAAAGGAGAGCGUGGUGAUCCCGGUAUUCCUGGAGAAAGAGGGGUUCAAGGCGAGAGGGGGCGCUUAGGAGAUCCUGGCCCGCUUGGACCAUCCGGACAAAAAGGAGAUUCUGGCGCUCCAGGACAAUUUGAGAAUGCUAACCUCUUGGGUGAUCCCGGCUUCAUUCAAGAACUCAAAAUGCUCAUCAGAAACGAAGUAUUAAAGGUCUUUGAAGAGAAGCUAUCGAGCUCUGCCAUGCCACAGAAGACACAUGCGGGGAUCCUGGCUUCACAAAUCCACGGGCCUCCUGGAGCUCCUGGGAAGGACGGAUUGCCCGGAACACCAGGAGAGCCCGGACUUCCUGGUACUCAUGGGUACAGGGGGCAGAAAGGAGAGCGGGGUCAGCUUGGUCUGGGGUUACCAGGAGAUCCAGGAGCCACGGGGCCACCAGGCCCCCCUGUGACCUCUCCUCAGGGCCCUCCUGGCUCUCCGGGGCCCCGUGGACCCCCUGGGAACUGUGACCCAGGUGACUGCCUACUUCCAUCCCUGUGAGCCCAGCGGAGCCGAUUGGAAAACCAACGUCAAACUCCGGACCUACAACUGACCUCUUUUGUUCACGUUACAAACACGUGGGGAUGCAUUCAGGAUUGUUCUUGUUCUUGUUGGGUUCGUUUUAAAUUGGAUAGAAAACCUUUGAGGGUUUUUUUUGUUUCUUUCUGCAAUCCUGUACUUCUUGUUUUCACAUCCCCUACUGUGAUGCAUUCCUUGUCAACUCUCAUUAUGUCUUUCAAGACCAUGAAAUGACUUUGUUUCAUCAGUUCUGUCGGAAAAAAUGAUCUUAAUAAUUAUUUGUUUGCCUCCUUAAUGGGCAUGCCUUUUCACUCUUCUGUUCUUAUUCAGAUAAGCCAAUGUGCUGGCAGAAGGUACAUCUCAAAUGUGUGUGUGUGUGUGUGUGUGUGUGUGUGUGUGUGUGUGUGUGUGUGCGUGUGCGUGCAAGCGAGAAAGAGAUUAGCUGAAUGAAUAAACUUGUUUUAUGUGGAGGUGUGAGAAAAUAACAGAUUUGUGAAGCUCCUUAUGCAACCAAAGUGCAGCAGAUGUGUCGGAUAUGGAAAUUAUUUAUUUCAAGCGUGUUAUUCAAGAAUAUAUUUAAAGAGGGUACUUAUUAUUGUAGUAAAUGUAGCAUGGAUGUUCAGUAAUAGUAUUACUAGAAGGAGGAUUAAUACGUUUCGGAUUACUGAGAGUUGCGUUUGAUGAAAUCAUCACUCAUGACACAUUUGCAUUGUGCACGAUAAUCUUUUUUUUCACUGAAUCUGCAGUUUUAUAAUUGAUAAAGACGUCUUCCUAUUUUCUGUAGGUUACGCGUCGGUACUGAGCGCCAUACCUUUUGCAAAAACCUACAAUUCAUACUUUUACUGACACUACAGUGUUUGUAAGACACAUCCAUCCCUCAAGGGCAGAUUCAAAGAAUGUAAUUUUAAAUGAUUUGUAUGAGUGUGACUUCACAUUCGCCUUAUUGUCUGUUUAAUCUGUAUAUACGUUGAGUGAUUGUGGUUUUGAUUUUGAUUUCUUUCUUCCUUUCUUAUGGGGCUUGUGAUGGGACCUGGCGACCUUGAGAGCCUUGAAAGGCGCCUAUAUAAAAUAAAUGAUUUACCUGAUCAUUUUUACAUAAGCAAGUUGUCAUUGUAGUGACACAUUCAGGUUCUCACUUUGUUAUCAAUGUGUUUGUCUGAGAUGAUAAUUUAACAUUCGCUGUUUACAUGGUGUUGUGUAUGAUGAUUCCUCUGGUUUAUUUGUAUAUUUUUGAUUUGUUCAACCACUCAAAGGAAGUCGGACGACUACACUACAACUUCAGACUUUUUUUUGGUGAAUCAUUUACUCAUAAAUCUACUUGAAGUUUCUCGCUGUUUGUUUUAAAGGGGCCUUAUUAAGCUUUGUGCUGUUAUCCCCUUCCUGUUAUGUGUUAUAUAGGUGUCUGUGCAUGUAAAUGGUCAGCAAAGGCUAAAAUCCCAAAGUUCAUGCCACAUGGAGUUUCUUCGCUCCAUUGGACUCCUUUGUUUACUUCUGUAACAUAAUGACAUCACGAUGUAACACUCGCUCUUCUAUUGGCUAGCGCUUCAAGACAUUGUACGUGAUAUACAUGUCACAGUGAGAUGUUUCCAUGCUUGACAAUGUCUGAGUAGAGGCACACAAUACAAAGUGAACCUGAAAAUUAGCAUAAUAGAGCCCCUUUAAAGACAAAAGUCUACAUCCUGGUCUUUCACUCACUGACCACCACUGUGUCACUAUAAUGUCUGGUUUUGGGGUGUCUUGUGACUGGAGUUUGGAUUUAUUUAUUUACUGUAACAUAAUGUUGUAUUGUUGUUGUAAUGUUACUAGAGAAAAGUUUGAGUUCAACCCUACCUAAACAAGCCUUCUGAGUUUUCUUAUCCAGAAACUCAUUACAACUGCACAUUUGCAGACCUUCAUCAGGACAAAAGUUAAUAAAGCAUUCAAACUUUAACAUUGAACGUCCUGAAAUGUAUUUUACAUUUUCUCAAUCUCUUAUUUUGAGUGCUGUUUAAUGAGAGUUUGACUCAAAGGCUUUACAAAUGUUUAAUGUCCUGCUGUGAUUUAUGUCUGAAAGGUUCUGUGGGUGUAUCUGACAUUUUGUGACGUUGUAAGAACUCUCUUCUUUCUGCGUUUCAUCCUUUAAGAUCUGUUUGAGACUUUUAACUUCAUUUCCAUAUCUUAGACCGUCAUCAAGCUUCUCUUACACAUAUGAAUUAUAACUUGCAUCUUCCUCUGAAGCUGCAGAGCAUUUUUUAAUACUUUUCUCAGCAUGCGGGCUUGGUUUUAUCCCUGCUAAGUUUUAUCAGUGUGAGUUGGUCUAAUUGCAGAUGGGUAAAUCAAAUGUGUGGAGCUGACUUCAUUUGUGAGUUGAAAGAGCCCCCUGCUGGACAUAUAUUUAAUUUUUCAUUGCUUGUAAUGUGGAAGGACAACAUCUAUGGGUUCUACCCUACAUAAAAUCCCCUUCUAUUGGCUUCUGUCUUUUCAUCAUGCUAAUUUUUCUUUUUCAUAUUCUAUUCAAUGGGUUCCCUUAAAAAUAACAACGACCUUGACCAAAUUAAAUGAGGCAGCAACAGCGGGAAUAUGUGAUCUGGACUGUUUUGGUGUACUGAUGAGAGCAACUGAAAUAUUGAAUUUAGCUUGAAUUGACAUUAAUAUGCGUCACUUCUCUGGUGUCAAUUUAGCUUAACAGGGGAAUGAUAACUAGGGAGGACACAACAUGGCCGCUGUUGUCACUGCCCACUUUGCGAGCAAUUUGGAGCCGGCCAUUUUAACAUUGCUCCGAGUUUAAAUCCAUUUAGUGGGAGAUGUCAGAUGAAUGCAAAUUGGACAAAGUGUUUUUCUGUUAAAUCAAAUGUGGUAAUACAUCCAAAAAAAGCUUGUCAAAAUUCACUUGAAAUAAUACAUAUUUCAUUAUUGCUUUCUUUUUGUUUAACAGUAAUGUAAAUUGAUCCUGUUGCCACAUUUAAUCUAAUCUUGUAAAUAAGCUUGUAAUGAGGGGGAAUAUGGAUCAGCCUCUCAGCACGGUCCCUGGGAUUAAAAAUGUCCGCCUGCUGCUCUCACUGUUGCUCCUCUCCGCUCCUCUAUAAGCUCAUGUCGUGUUGUGGGACUUUAAUGUGUGUUCAUUUCGUUGGAUAUCUACCUCAGUCUUGGUUAACCACAUGUCUACAUGAUUAGCGAUGUUGGAGAGAAAGAACAUCACAACACAAACUGUUGCCUUUUACUGAAAGAAGCAAUUGAACCUCAUGUGUGUGUAGAAACAAAGUGGACUUAUAUAUGUGGUGACCAGGUAUCAGAGGUUAUAUUUACACUUUUAUUUGCAGCAUCCUUUAUUUACACUGAUUAAUGGCACCUGCCUUACCUGUGUGCAAUAAAUGUUACUCAG